GAGCUUAAAAGUAAAAGUUUGGUUCAUAUUCUCAAAUUCUCUUCUGCACUUCCUAUCCUAUCUAUCAUCUCCAAUAAUAAUGGAGGACAUGAGAGCACGCGCCGCCGCCAAGGGCUUCCCUCUAAACUCUCAACACAUAUCUCCACGAGCCACCACCUUUAACCGCUUCUUUGCUGCCCUUUACGCCUGCGGUCUUUUGGCUUUGUUUUACUACCACAUUUCUUCACUUCUCAAUUCCACUUCUUUCGCUUCCUUCUUCCUCUCUGUUUCUCUCUUCAUCUCCGACGCCCUUUUGGCCUUUAUGUGGGCCAAUUCUCAAGCCUUUCGGAUGAAUCCACUCCGGCGCCGUGAAUUUCCGGCCAACUUGAAACAGAUACUGAAAACGGACUCGGAUUUUCCAGCGCUGGAUGUGUUUAUUUGCACGGCGGAUCCGCAUAAAGAGCCGCCGAUGAACGCCGUCAAUACGGCCUUAUCGGUAAUGGCAUACGAUUACCCGACAAGUAAGAUCUCCGUCUAUGCGUCGGAUGACGGUGGCUCCGCCAUGACGCUGUUUGCUUUUAUGGAGGCGGCGAGGUUUGCUGCCACGUGGCUGCCGUUUUGUAGGAAAAACGACGUCAUAGAUAGGAAUCCAGAUGCCUUCUUUACUUCCAACAACCACGAUUGGAACUCCGAGAUCGAAGAGAUUAAGAUAAUGUAUGAGGAAAUGAUAAUAAAAGUAGAAAAUAUUUGUGAAAAAGGGAUUGUUGAAGAUGAAUUGUUGAAUGCAAAAGAAGAGCGCAUGACUUUCAAUCAAUGGAGGACCGAAUCCUUUACUCCUAAUCAUCCCACUGUUAUUCAGGUAUUAUUACUUUCAUUUUAAAACAAAGACAUUAGGGGUGAGGCAUUACCAAAUCUCAUCUAUGUUUCAAGACAAAAAAAUGUAACUUCUCAUGGUGCUCUUAACACUCUGCUUCGAGUAUCUGCUAUAAUGACCAAUGCACCAGUUAUUCUAACUUUGGAUUGUGACACGUAUUCCAAUGAUCCUCAAACACCAGUUCGUGCUUUGUGCUAUUUCUUGGAUCCAAAACUUGGAAAUAACUUAGGUUAUGUUCAGUUUCCUCAACGGUUCCGUGGAGUUAGCAAAAAUGAUAUUUAUUGUGCAGAGUUAGAGCACGUAUAUAUAAUAAAUCCAUCUGGCAUGGAUGGAUUUUUAGGCCCGUGUUACGUUGGUACAGGGUGUUUCUUUGUUCGAAGGGGAUUCUUUGGAGGUCCAUCAUCACUUGAGUUACCCGAACUCUCCAAACUUAGUCCAAAUCAUGUUGUCGAAAGGCACAUCAAAUCUCAAGAGGUUUUGGACUUGGCCCAUUUAGUUGCAAAUUGUGAUUAUGAGAAUAAUACUGAAUGGGGUUGUAAGUUGGGGUUUAAAUAUGGGUCAUUCGUGGAGGACUAUUUCACAGGAUAUUGUAUGCAAUCUAAGGGAUGGAGGAGUGUAUUCUGCAACCCAAAAAGGGUUGCUUUUUAUGGUGAUGUGCCGAUCAACCUUCUUGACGGGUUGAAUCAAAUCAAAAGAUGGAGUACUGGGUUUUUGGAAGUCGCUUUCUCAAAGUACAACCCAAUCACAUAUGGAGUAAGAUCCAUGGGGCUUCUCAUGGGGCUUUGUUACGCCUUUUUUGCAUUUUGGCCCGCUUGGUCCAUUUCGGUUACUGUCUACGCCUUCCUCCCUCAGGUGGCUCUCAUCAAUGGCAUUCAAAUCUUCCCACAGGUUUGGGAUGCAUGGUUUGUAGUAUACAUAUUGUUGUUCCUUGGAGCUUAUGGUCAGGACCUUGUAGAGUUCAUCCAUGUUGGAGGAACAUUCAAAAAAUGGUGGAAUGACCAAAGAAUGUGGAUGAUAAGAUCUGAAUCUAGUUUACUGUUUGGAUGCAUAGAGUUCACAUUGAAGUCUCUUGGGAUUAAUCCCAAUUUUGGUUUCAACCUCACCAGCAAAGCGAUGAACGAAAAACAAAUCAAGAGGUACAAGCAAGAGUUGUUCGAGUUUGGAGUUUUCUCGCCAAUGUUCGUUCCCAUAACCACUGCUGCCAUCGUCAACUUAGCCAGUUUCGUCGGCGGGUUGAUCGGAAUUUGGAAAUCAGGCAGGGCGUGGGAACAUUUGUUUCUUCAAAUGUUGGUGGCUGGAUUUGGUGUGGUGAAUUGUUGGCCAAUUUAUGAAGCCAUGGCUUUAAGGAAUGAUGAAGGGAAGUUGCCACCCAAACUUACUUUCUUUUCCAUCUCUCUUGCUUUACUUAUUUGUUAUUUUGCUACUCUUUUUCUCUAGAAAGAUACUUUCGGUUUGAGAAUGUCUUACUCAAUAAUUGGAAUACUUAUCAUAAAAUUAAAUGAAAACAUAUUUAACUUAGAUCUAAAA
Molecule: messenger RNA, 2380 nt
Organism: Cucumis melo (muskmelon)
Lineage: Eukaryota; Viridiplantae; Streptophyta; Magnoliopsida; Cucurbitales; Cucurbitaceae
Product: cellulose synthase-like protein G3
Biological process (GO): cellulose biosynthetic process; plant-type primary cell wall biogenesis
Cellular component (GO): trans-Golgi network; plasma membrane
Molecular function (GO): cellulose synthase (UDP-forming) activity; mannan synthase activity
Source: RefSeq, a predicted model, not a curated record